Lindgomyces ingoldianus is the source of this 2289-nucleotide messenger RNA. RefSeq names its product glycosyl hydrolase. The record is from RefSeq and is a predicted model, not a curated record. Gene Ontology annotation, biological process: carbohydrate metabolic process; glycoprotein catabolic process; protein deglycosylation. Gene Ontology annotation, cellular component: cytosol; nucleus. The transcript is spliced from 3 exons. NCBI's taxonomy places the organism in Eukaryota, Fungi, Ascomycota, Dothideomycetes, Pleosporales, Lindgomycetaceae. Gene Ontology annotation, molecular function: peptide-N4-(N-acetyl-beta-glucosaminyl)asparagine amidase activity; carbohydrate binding. Bases 1 to 2289 code for a protein of 762 amino acids.
AUGGUAAAAGUCGGCCUUGAUACCUAUGAAUUACCUGUAAACCAAAGCGCACUUAAUGGAGGAUGGACCCCGCAAGGAAGGGUGACCGGUAUCAGUCUGCUUCAUGAAUCAGGGACAGGUGGUGGACCGAAAUAUGGCUACCCAGCACAAAUGCCCUUGACCUCUAUCUCACCUCCCGUGAACUUGCUAGACAAUCUGACAUACUGGCAAACCCGAGAUGGCAAAGAUGCGGCAAGCGUAGGGUACUUCCGAACCCGCUUUGAAUCCGGCGUAACUAUCGAGCUCUCUGCAACUCGCCACGCGGGGUUGAUGCAUUAUAGCUUCCCAUCUUCUCAGAAGAAUAUUCUUGUAGACUUCUCACACUACCUUCCUUACCCGACGCGUGCAUGGGAUUCGCAAUUCUAUGCGGGCGGAGAGAUAGAUAUUCAGCCAAACGGCAGUAUUUAUACGGGUUAUACAAGUAUUGCAAAUGGGUGGAACUUAGGUUCUCCAGUGACUGUGUAUGUCUGCGGAGAGUUCGAUUCCCCGCCGGAUAGAGCGAGAACCUUCAGUGGUAGGAACACGUUUCCAGUGGGUCGCCAUUUCCGAUCAUUUAAUAAUGAGACGACGCCCGAGCCUACUUUUCAUGGAUUUUCAGCGCGUUCAGGCCCAUUGAGUGACCGAGUUGGAGCUGUUUUCUCCUGGAACGGUACCAGCAGUUCCGACCAUGUCAAAUCGCGAGUGGGAGUGUCGUUCAUUUCGGUAUCGAAAGCCUGUGACUACAAAAACCAGGAGCUUUCGUCAUGGGAUAUCAACCAAACGGCCCAAGCUGCUCGCGACGAAUGGAAUCGAGAUGUGUUCUCAAAAAUCCAGGUCAACACAUCACCUUCGGCUAAUCAGACUCGCCUUGCGCUCCUGUACUCCUCUCUUUAUUUCAUGCACCUCAUCCCGAGCGAGCGCAUAGGCGAGAACCCGCUCUGGGAAUCUGACGAGCCGUAUUGGGACGACUUCUACACUAUGUGGGACCUCUUCCGCAACCAAGUCAGCUUAUGGCACCUCAUCCAACCCGCGUACUACGAGAGCAUGAUCCGAUCUCUGAUUGACAUGUUCAAACACGAAGGAUUCAUGCCAGAUGGGCGAAGUGGGAACUAUAAUGGGCUUUUCCAGGGAGGAUCAAACGCGGAUAACGUGCUUGCGGAUGCGUACGUCAAAGGCCUUCGUGGGAAGAUUAAUUGGACUGAUGGUUAUGCUGCGGUCAAGAGAGAUGCAGAAGUGCUCCCUUUCUGGGACUCCAACCCUGUCGACCCCCAAGGCUCUCUGAAAGAAGGGCGCUCGGCGUUGGACGACUGGAUUCCAUUGGGGUACAUCUCAGCAGAUCGAAAUACCCGCUGUGUGUCUAAGACGGUAGAGUACUCGCUGAAUGACUUUGCCGUGAGCCAGAUCGCGAAAGGAGAGGAGCCUGGCGACCAGGAGCUGUACUUGCGGAGAUCCGCCGGAUGGCAAUUGAUAUGGGACCCUGAUGCUAGUAGCCGAAAUUUCACUGGGUUCGUGAUGCCAAGGUUUGCAAAUGGGACGUUUGACAAGACCUACGAUAUCACGAAUUGCGGAGAAUGUAAUUGGGGGGAUCACAGUUAUGAGGGUACUGUGUUUGAAUACUCAUUCGUGAUCCCGCAUGACGUCGAAACAAUGAUUCAGCUUAUGGGAGGACCCCAGCAUUUCGAGCAACGUCUCGACUAUAUCUUUCAACCUAACACGUCCGGCGUUGACCUCGGGGUAAACGGUCUCGGCAUUACAACCAUCAACAACGUUGCCAAUGAACCCGACUUCGGGACUCCCUAUCUGUACAAUUACCUCAACAAGCAGUAUAAGAGUGUUGGGAGAUCGCGCCAGCUCGCUAACGACUUCUACUUCAAUACGUCUAAUGGAAUCCCGGGAAAUUCUGAUGCCGGCGCGUUGAACUGUUGGCUCGUUUGGCAGAUGUUAGGGUUGUACCCGGUUGUAACUACUCCAGUGUAUCUUCUCGAAAGCCCUUGGUUUGAUGAUAUAAAUAUCACUGUCAAUAAUAACCGAACAUUACGGAUACGAGCUGAGGGCCUAGAUGAUGGGGAUAGUCGUCAAGGCUACUACGUUCAGAGCGUAAGCAUUAAUGGGGAGAUGUGGAAUAAGAAUUGGUUUGAACACGAUGAUGGCGAUAUUAUGAGCGAAGGAGGAGAGAUUUUCUUCCGUCUUGGCACGGACCAAAAAGUGUGGGAAACUGGAGGGGUCCCCCCUAGUCCUGGGCAUAUUGUGUUGGAGAACGAUAGGCGGUAA